GUGAUAUAGUGACACACAGGUGACACACAGAGGUGAUAUUAAGUUGAUAUUAAGGUGACACACAGGUGAGAUACAGGUGAUAUUAAGAGUAUCUGUGAGGAGACAGUGGCACAAGGAAUGACAAUGAAUAAGAUUGGGCCGGUGAUACAGGGGGGAGGGGUCACAAGUCUCAGUGGAAGUGACACAUGGGGGGGGGAUAUUUCCCAGAAUCCCUGACAUUUCCCUCCGAGUUGAGGACAGAAGUGGCCUGUGACCCCGCCGGUGACAGAGAGUCGGGGGCAGCGGUGAAUAAGAAGUAAAUGGAGACCGGAACUAAAAGGAAGCAAGCAGUUACACCAGGAAGUGGCACAAGGGCAGCAGCAGUUACACCAGGAAGUGGCACAAGGGCAGCAGCAGUUACACCAGGAAGUGGCACAAGGGCAGCAGCAGUUACACCAGGAAGUGGCACAAGGGCAGCAGCAGUUACACCAGGAAGUGACACAAGGGCAGCAGCAGUUACACCAGGAAGUGACACAAGGGCAGCAGCAGUUACACCAGGAAGUGGCACAAGGGCAGCAGCAGUUACACCAGGAAGUGGCACAAGGGCAGCAGCAGUUACACCAGGAAGUGGCACAAGGGCAGCAGCAGUUACACCAGGAAGUGGCACAAGGGAAGCAGCAGUUACAUCAGGAAGUGACACAAGGGCAGCACAAGCAGCAGUUACACCAGGAAGUGGCACAAGGACAGCAGCAGUUACACCAGGAAGUGGUACAAGGGCAGCAGCAGUUACACCAGGAAGAGGCACAAGGGCAGCACAAGCAGCAGUUACACCAGGAAGUGGCACAAGGGCAGCAGCAGUUACACCAGGAAGUGGCACAAGGACAGCAGCAGUUACACCAGGAAGUGGCACAAGGGCAGCAGCAGUUACACCAGGAAGUGACACAAGGGCAGCAGCAGUUACACCAGGAAGUGACACAAGGGCAGCAGCAGUUACACCAGGAAGUGACACAAGGGCAGCAGCAGUUACACCAGGAAGUGACACAAGGGCAGCAGCAGUUACACCAGGAAGUGGUACAAGGGCAGCAGCAGUUACACCAGGAAGUGACACAAGGGCAGCAGCAGUUACAUCAGGAAGUGACACAAGGGCAGCAGCAGUUACACCAGGAAGAGGCACAAGGGAAGCAGCAGUUACAUCAGGAAGUGACACAAGGGCAGCACAAGCAGCAGUUACACCAGGAAGUGACACAAGGACAGCAGCAGUUACACCAGGAAGUGACACAAGGGCAGCAGCAGUUACACCAGGAAGUGGCACAAGGACAGCAGCAGUUACACCAGGAAGUGGCACAAGAACAGCAGCAGUUACACCAGGAAGUGGCACAAGGACAGCAUCAGUUAUACCAGGAAGUGGCACAAGGGCAGCAGCGGUUACACCAGGAAGUGGUACAAAGGCAGCAGCAGUUACACCAGGAAGUGGUACAAGGGCAGCAGCGGUUACACCAGGAAGUGGUACAAGGGCAGCAGCGGUUACACCAGGAACUGACACAAGGGCAGGAGCAGUUACACCAGGAAGUGGCACAAGGGAAGCAGCAGUUACACCAGGAAGUGACACAAGGGCAGCAGCAGUUACACCCGGAAGUUGCACAAGGGCAGCAGCAGUUACACCAGGAACUGACACAAGGGCAGCAGCAGUUACACCAGGAAGUGGCACAAGGGAAGCAGCAGUUACACCAGGAAGUGGCACAAGGGCAGCAGCAGUUACACCAGGAAGUGACGCAAGGGCAGCAGCAGUUACACCAGGAAGUGGUACAAGGGCAGCAGCAGUUGCAUCAGAAGUCAUGAGAGGCCAGCAACAAAACUGCGCUGCCCAGGAGCAGGCUCACCAGGACCACAUGAGAGCAGAGCAGCAGAUGGACAUGGAGUCUGGGAUUCUGCAGCAGGAAACAGACAAGGCUGCCCAGGAGCCUAUAGAAAACCGGUUCACUCAGACGGAGCAGCGGGGCAUGGUGGUGCAGAAGAAGAGGCUGCAGACGAUCUGGAAAAGACCUGCAGUGAUGGAGUAUAGGACCACCUCUGCUUAUAAGAUAGUGCAGAAUCUAUUGGAGAAGAUGAGCCCUGACGAUGAUAUUGAAACCUUCCUGGCAGUGUUUGAGAGGGUUGCAGAGCACUCAAAGCUUCCUCACGACGAGUGGGCUGCAGUCAUUGCUCCUUAUUUGUCAGGGAAGUCCCUGAAGGCAUACUUAGGCUUAAGCAAGCAGGAUGCCAAAGACUACACUAAACUCAAAGAAGAAAUCCUAUCCAGUGAGGGGAUCACGUUGGCUGGCCAUGCGCAGUGCUUGCACAACUGGAGCUACUCCUCCGAGAGGUCCGUCCGCUCUCAGAUGUACGACCUGCUGUCUCUGGCUAACAAUUGGCUCCAGCCAGAGGUCUCUACACCUGCCCAGAUUAUAGAGAGGGUCGUGCUGGACAAGUUUGUCAGAUCCCUUCCCUCCAGCAUUCAAGUUUGGAUUGGUAAAAGGGGCCCCAGAGAUGUGGAUCAGUUGGUGUCCUUGGUGGAGUGGUACAACGCUAUGGUGGAUCAUCUCCAUGGUUCUUCUCCAAAAUCAUCUUUGAUGGGCGGAAAAAUUCCUGGCUGCCUUGGUUACCCAGGGGCCGGAACUGAUUUCUUCCCGAUAAAGGUGGAGAAAGAAGAAUCGUAUUCUGCAGAUGAUCCUCGGCCAAUGGAAAACGUACUUGCUGCACGGGGUUUCCAUGCGGCUGAUCCCAACAAGUUGCAGAUAAAAUCAGAGACAGAAGAGCCGGACUCUGAACAUCAGCCGAACCCGAUGGGAAGCUCUGAGAUUGCAUUUACAGCUGGGGUAGAGAGUUGCUUGGAGCACAAGGCAAGCUGGGACCUUGGAAUGCACAGGAUUGAUUUAACGCAGCUGAACCUACAAGUUCCUGAAGCCAAGGCUUCCACACAUACCCCGGAGUCGUCCCAAACCUCCGGCGAAUCUGAAGGAUUUUCACUUCCCAGGGAAAAAACUAAACCGGAGUUAAACUCGAGCCCAAGAAACAGGCAGCGUUCGACAAGGUGGAAAAUGACACAUUUCCCUUGUUCCAAGUGUGGAAUGACUUUCUCUACCAGGACGGAUCUUAUAAAGCACCUGUGUGUGGGGAAAAACGAUAUUGUUUCUCAGCAUUCUUCAGAAGUCGGCGACCCCCUCGGGGCAAAGGGGGAACGUUACAGCCACGCUGAAGGGAAACCUUUCAAAUGCCAUGAAUGUGGGAUGGAUUUUGCGGAUGAGCCGUCUCUACAGUUCCACCAGAUGAUGCACGCAGAGGAUAGACCGUUCCAGUGUAACCAGUGCGGGAGAAAGUUCUCUCUCCGGAGCAGCCUUUCCAAUCACGAGAGGAACCAGUCGUGCGAGCAGCCGUUCCGAUGCAAAGAGUGCGGCAAAAUCUUCUCCCGGAAGAGCAGCCUUCACAGCCAUCAAAAAAUCCACACGGGGGAGAGGCCGUUCAUCUGCAUGGAGUGCGGCAAAAGCUUCUACGAGAACAGCGACCUCCGCAAGCACCAGAAGAGUCACACGGGGGAGAAACCCUUCAGCUGCCCCCAAUGCGGGAGGAAGUUCUCUCUGGUGUGUAACCUUCACAAGCACCGCAAGCUGCACGAGAGGGAGCACCUUCCACAUAUGGAUAACGUUUUCCUUGACGGGAUGAUCUUUUGACCAGUGUUCCUUUAAUGUUCCUUAAUUUAUGUCCCCAGAACAAACAAUUGUCGUUGAGUUUUAUAUGUGUGCGAGUAUUUCAGUGUGUGGUCAAUUGUGCAGAGAGCCCGACUGCAAAGAGGGGGUGAUCUAGAAUCCUGCGCGGGUACAUUUUUUGGAACCCGUACACGACCCAUUCCCUGCAACCUUCCAGUGUUGGACUGGCCCACAGGGAUACCAGGAAAAGUCCGGGUGGGCCAAGGUGUUAGUGGGCCCUCAUGCUGCUAGACAUUUGGCAUAUUUCAUGGCUAUUCCCAAAUUCUAUGA
Messenger RNA from Xenopus laevis (African clawed frog), 3992 nucleotides. RefSeq lists its product as uncharacterized. The record is from RefSeq and is a predicted model, not a curated record. The coding region runs from base 300 to 3686 and encodes 1128 amino acids. Lineage: Eukaryota; Metazoa; Chordata; Amphibia; Anura; Pipidae. The transcript has 5 exons.